UUUUCUAUUCAGAAUUCACACUUAAAUUCCUAACACUUGGGUUUAAUCUGUGAGAGUUGAAGCUUGAUCUUGUGAGUCAUACAGGAUCAUAUUGAUGUUAAUAUAGUUGUCGGGGAAAUGGGAGUGAAGGGAAUGUUAUUUAUUAUUGUUGCCUUGGUCCUUGUAGAAGUGGAAGUAGAAGUAGUAGCUAUAGAUGAUAUUGAUAGUACUCAAAUAGCCCUUGAUGGGUGCCGAAGGAAGUGUGGAGAUGUUCAAAUUCCAUAUCCAUUUGGUGUAGGAAAAACCGUAAACGGUACUACCUGUUUCUUAGAGAAAUCAUUUAAUCUUACUUGCAACAGUAGUAGUUCUAGUUUAACAUCGGGCAAUGUCCAUGUCAUAAACAUAAACAUCUCCCAAGGUCAAGCAGAUAUGUUGAUUUUUGUCUCCAAAUAUUGUUAUGAUAAUAUCUAUGGUAACACCAGUGUAAUUAGCCUACCCCAUAGGCUCACAAGUAGUCCUUCUUUCACCAUUUCCAGCAAAGACAACAAGUUCAUAAGUGUUGGCUGCGAUACUUACGGCUAUCUUAAUAGCUUCUACAACAAUUCAAAUUAUUCGACGGGAUGCUUAACAAGAUGUUAUGGCAACACUAUGGAAAUCAAGGAUGGAGAUUGUUCCGGCAUCGGGUGCUGUGAGGUGGAUAUUCCUCCUAGAAUGAGAAACGUCUCUACUCAAGUAGGUACCUUUCAGAAUUUUCAAAGUUCUUUGGCCUUCAACAACUGUAGCUAUUCCUUUGUUGUCAAGAAUGACAACUACACGUUUUCCAAGGCUCACUUGGAGAAUCUACCAUAUGAGAUGCUUCCUGUGGUGUUCAAUUGGAGUGUUGGAAACAAAACAUGUAAAGAAUCUUUCAACAGAGGUACCAACACUUGCAAGGGAAAUAGUAUUUGUUUGGAUGCAAAGAGUGGACAUGGUUACCGGUGUCAAUGCAAGCAAGGUUUUGAAGGAAAUCCAUAUCAUCCGCAUGGUUGCAUAGACAUUGAUGAAUGCAACACAAGACAACAUUCAUGUGUAAGUGACCAUAAUUGUCACAAUACAAAUGGAUCCUACAUAUGCUUAUGUCCUAAGGGGCAAUCUGGAAAUGGUAUCAAGGAAGAUGGUUGCCACAAGAAGAAUUUCCUUCCACUAUUUUCAUUGGGACUAGUGCAGGAUUUAUAGCUAUUUUGGUGGGGACUUGUUUGUUAUACCUAACGUAUCAAAAGAGAAAACUCAUCAAACUAAAAGAGAAGUUUUUUGAGCAGAACGGUGG
Arachis ipaensis is the source of this 1285-nucleotide messenger RNA. Lineage: Eukaryota; Viridiplantae; Streptophyta; Magnoliopsida; Fabales; Fabaceae. The record is from RefSeq and is a predicted model, not a curated record.